Molecule: messenger RNA, 828 nt
Organism: Triplophysa rosa
Lineage: Eukaryota; Metazoa; Chordata; Actinopteri; Cypriniformes; Nemacheilidae
Exons: 6
Coding region: 1-813 (270 amino acids)
Cellular component (GO): membrane
Source: RefSeq, a predicted model, not a curated record
AUGUUGGCUUUGUUUCUGUAUUUGACCCCUCUUUCCAAACAUCCAGCGGUGACGCCCCAUCCCUCCCUCCAUCCAUCCAUCUCAUGUGUCUGUGUUUCCUGCUCUUGCACAAUCCUCUUGUUUUCUUCUCCGUGGCUCUUGCUCAGAUGCAUGAAGGUGAAAUCACUGAUUGGAAUUCUUUGCAAUAAAAACUCUUUCAAGGAAACAUUGCAAUCGUGCAAAUUAAGUGCUGCAGGUAUGGCAGAGAAUCAACCGACAGGAGACGCAGGGGAGUACACCAGCACUGUGACUGGCGGCACUAAACCUCUGCAUCGUUUCCUCAGAGGAGAACCCAAGAGUAUUGGAAUUGUGCUGGUGUUUAUAGGCAUAUGUCUCUGCAUGUUUGGAAUUACUAUGAAAACAGAUCGGAUCACUUCAGCCAACUCGUACAGCCCCUUCUGGCUUGGGAUUCUGUUCACCAUCUGUGGCCUUCUGUUUAUACUGUCUGAGCGCAACCCAACCAAAAAGAUUAUUACAGCUAGCUUUGCGAUGAGUAUAGUCACCACCAUUGGACUGAUGAGCGCUUGCAUAGAUUUUGUAUGGGCUAUAGUGGACAUCCAGCACCAGAUCUGGUAUGAAAAGGAUAAUCGCACAGAGGAGAAGCAACAUUAUUACAUGCCCUUGUGUAUAAUGGAGCAAGUGUUUCUCGCCCACAGCCUGAUAGGAGGUGUUCUGCUUGUAACUAUGAUGAUCUUCGCCAGAGCGGCGUUACGCUCCAGCAGAACACAGGUCAAUAAUCUCACAUAUCAUCUGCCAUUCCACUCACCUCCAUGAAUCCAGCAAAACCUC